AUGACCCUAAGACCGACCCCGACAACUUCGACUAUUGGUCCCGAGACGCAGUUCAAGCUGCUCUUCCUGGGUAGACAUGGAGAGGGCGUCCAUAAUGUUGCUGAGAGGAGGUAUGGGACUGAGCUUUGGGAUGUAUGUUUCCUUUCUUUUCCUUUCAGUUUCUUACGCUCUUUCUCUUUGUUUGGCUCUGCAGGAUUCCAUGACCAUGAUCCAAUUCUAGCCUGGUUUACCGUACAUUCCAUAUCUUUGAUACUAAUGAAAAGGGGGGAAAAGUGCUACUGGUCUCUCCAAAACGGCGACGAAACAGGCACCUGGGUCGACGCCCGUCUCACUCCGCUGGGAAUCUCCCAAGCCGAAACAGCCAACCAGGCCUGGAGAACACAGAUCCAAAACAACAUCCCCUCCCCACAGUCCUACUACGUGAGUCCCCUGAACCGGUGUCUAGCGACCGCUAGCAUCACCUUCAAGGACCUAGGGUUACCGCAUACGGAACCUUUUCGGCCUGUGAUUAAAGAGCUCCUCCGCGAAACACUCGGCCUGCACACCUGCGACAGCCGAUCUAGUAAAACGGCCAUCGCGGAGGAAUACCCACUGUACCGAUUCGAAGAGGGCUUUGCGGAAGAAGAUCCGCUGUAUGACCCUGAGCUCCGGGAGUCGGACUUUGCGCGGGAUGUCCGGCUCCGGGAGCUCUUGUCUGAUGUGUUUGCGCAUGAUGCCAGUACGGUUGUUUCGUUGACGGCGCAUUCGGGGGCUAUUACGAGUAUUUUGGAGGUGGUGGGGCAUCGGCGGUUUGCGUUGAUGACGGGCGCGGUUAUUCCAGUGCUGGUUAGGGGGGUGAGGGUUGAGGGGCCGAGUCCCCCUGUGCAGGUUGAGCCGCCGACGAGGGCGCCUGUCUGUCCUGCGGGUUGGGUUUAG
Messenger RNA from Aspergillus oryzae RIB40, 915 nucleotides. Its product is annotated as histidine phosphatase family protein. NCBI's taxonomy places the organism in Eukaryota, Fungi, Ascomycota, Eurotiomycetes, Eurotiales, Aspergillaceae. Gene Ontology annotation, molecular function: phosphatase activity. Bases 1 to 915 code for a protein of 304 amino acids. The record is from RefSeq and is a predicted model, not a curated record. The transcript has 3 exons. Gene Ontology annotation, cellular component: cytoplasm.